Molecule: messenger RNA, 1167 nt
Organism: Linum trigynum
Lineage: Eukaryota; Viridiplantae; Streptophyta; Magnoliopsida; Malpighiales; Linaceae
Source: the annotation of a GenBank genome assembly
AUGCCUGCCAUGGAAACGGCUCCAGUAGCUACUUCUUCUUCAAUUCUUGUCCCCCUCAGGUCCUCCGCCGCCGGGGCUAGCAGAAAAUAUGCCCAAUUCCCACAACGUAGCUUCAUCAGUUUCUAUUUGGCUCCAUCAUUUUCCUUCACUUUCCCGAGAAAGUGUAAUUCGGCGGUGAAGUAUCUAAAGCCACCCAGUCGGUUCACUGCUUUCAGCAGCUCACCCUUUGCCUCGACUCCUCCAGAGCAAACCCCAUGUCCAGAGCUUGCUGUUCUCCUUGAAGUUGAUGGGGUCCUUAUGGACGCAUAUCGCUUGGGAAAUCGCCAAGCUUUUAAUGAAGCAUUUCGGAAGCUUGGACUUGACUGUGCCAAAUGGACUGAGCCUAUCUACAUGGACCUCUUUAGGAAGAGUACCGGUGAUGAGGAAAGAAUGCUGCUCUUGUAUUUUAAUCGGAUUGGUUGGCCUACUUCUUUGCCAACAAGUGAGAAAGACACGUUCGUGAAAAAUGUUCUACAAGAAAAGAAAAAAGCAUUGGAUGAGUUUGUGGCAUCUGAAGGCUCUACUUUACGACCAGGAGUCGAAGAUUUUAUCGAUGAUGCAUAUGAUGAAGGGGUACCGGUAGCUGUAAUGACGACUUAUGGUAAAAGUGAUGAAAAGGUAGCCAGAUCCGUUAUAAAAAAGCUUGGGGAGGCAAGAAUGUCGAAGAUCAAGAUUGUUGGAAAUGAGGAAAUAGGACGGAGUUUAUACAGCCAACUUGUUCUAGGCCAAGGGGUCUCCUCUGGUUUGGAUGAGCAGCUAGCUAGGCAAGUGCAGAAAGCAGCUUCCGCUGAGAAACAGAGGGUUGCUGAGGAAGUUGCAUCGAUGUUGAAGUUAAAAGUAGAGCUUGGUGCGACUUCAUCUGAGAGCAUAGAAAAGGUUGUAGUUGCACUGCGUGCAGCGGCAGAGAUUGCUGGUCACCGUGUCCAAGAUUGUGUUCUUGUUAGUGGAAGCCAAUCUGGAGUUGCUGCAGCCAAGCGAAUUGGCAUGCCGUGUAUUGUUUUACGGAGCAGUUCGACAUCGAGAGCUGAGUUCCCUUCAGCAAAUGGGAUACUGGAUGGGUUUGGAGGAGCAGAUUUGACGAUAUCGAAACUACUGAAGAAGCGAUGGUCUGGCUCUCAAAAUUCGUAG